GUAAGAUCGAAUAUUAACUGCUGAGCUCUGAUUCUGAGUAACUUUCAACGAAAGCUAAUUUACUCUAAAUCUAAAUCCUGGUAUAUAUACUGAGUUAUUGAUAUCAAGAGCUCCCUGAAUAUGUAUUAUUAUGCUGCGGUUUUGAUCACACAGUAGAAGUCCCUUCAUUAGACUUCAUAAAUCUCACAUUAAUUAUGAUCAUGAAUGGACUCAGCUAAUAGUGCAGCAAUAAGGAGCUUCUGUGACAGAGCUAGCAAGAUAGACAGCAUGUCCUGGAGGUCUAGGUCUGGAAUGCAAAGAAAUGUAGGUCAAGGCUAUGAUGGAGCUGCUGUCAUGGAAGGAUCUUUUAAGGGCGUCCAAGCUUUGAUAAGAAAACAGUAUCCAGAAGCUCUUUACGUCCAUUGUUGCUCUCACUCGUUGAACCUUGCUCUUCGUCACUCUUACUUACAGAGUGUAAGAAACUGUAUUGGCAAGGUCAGAUCUGUGGUAGUUUUUUUCAAAAAUUCCCCUAAAAGAAUGACAUCACUGAGAGAUGAAAUCAAAACAGAAAACCCAGGCUCACGAUGGAAAACUCUAGCAUCGAUGUGUGAAACCAGUGAGAGAGCGGAAUGGUUACUAUCAUUGCGAAAUCCAUCAUCACAACCGAAUCGAGAAAAUAUACCGAAUAUUCGAAUAGAUGAAGUGAAGAAGAACUUGUUUUCGAAUGAUUCCAAUUCCGAAGCAGGUAUAUACACUGUGGAAACGGAAAACUCUGGUAAUAUAACCGAUGAUGCUACCAAGAAAACUCUUGAGGCUAAUGCUCGUUCAACUAAUAAUAAAAGUGAUAAUAAAGAACAGCAUCAUGUGGAUGACGAUUCAAACCACGGUGAACAACUCAGAGUACAACAUGCUAACUUGGUGGAUGAGGCCAGUACGCUAAGACAAGUUGUCAAGGCGGAAAUUCUAAGUCACAUAAAACGUCUCAACAAAAAAGAUCAACGGAAAUUCAUUCAAUCAUCCGGAGACCAUGACUUCAUUGCCAAAUUAGAUCAAAUGGAUAAUGUGGAGAAAUCCCUCAAAAUUAAAAUACCUAACAACGUGAAGUUGAAUUUAGAACUAUCUGGAUAUGGUAAUAGUGUAACAUUGGCGGAUAUAAGUGACAAAGACAUUAAGGAUAUUGAAUUAUUUGCAAGGACAGAUCUGAAGGAAUUAAUUCCUGAUUGGAAUGAGUAUUUUGGAAAAAUUAGAAAAGAGAACAAUUCAGAUAUCAGUACACCAUUUUUGAGAGCAGCUAAUGCUCGUUCAACUAAUAAUAAAAGUGAUAAUAAAGAACAGCAUCAUGUGGAUGACGAUUCAAACCACGGUGAACAACUCAGAGUACAACAUGCUAACUUGGUGGAUGAGGCCAGUACGCUAAGACAAGUUGUCAAGGCGGAAAUUCUAAGUCACAUAAAACGUCUCAACAAAAAAGAUCAACGGAAAUUCAUUCAAUCAUCCGGAGACCAUGACUUCAUUGCCAAAUUAGAUCAAAUGGAUAAUGUGGAGAAAUUCCUCAAAUUUAAAAUACCUAACAACGUGAAGUUGAAUUUAGAACUAUCUGGAUAUGGUAAUAGUGUAACAUUGGCGGAUAUAAGUGACAAAGACAUUAAGGAUAUUGAAUUAUUUGCAAGGACAGAUCUGAAGGAAUUAGUUCCUAAUUGGAAUGAGUAUUUUGGAGUAUUCGAGGAGGAAACAGACUUAUUCCGUUUUUUUCCUGGGGAAAAAGUUCUCAUAUAUAAAAUGAUAGUUUGUUCAUAA
Phaedon cochleariae (mustard beetle) is the source of this 1776-nucleotide messenger RNA. The record is from the annotation of a GenBank genome assembly. Lineage: Eukaryota; Metazoa; Arthropoda; Insecta; Coleoptera; Chrysomelidae.